Molecule: messenger RNA, 2526 nt
Organism: Fonsecaea erecta
Lineage: Eukaryota; Fungi; Ascomycota; Eurotiomycetes; Chaetothyriales; Herpotrichiellaceae
Exons: 3
Coding region: 1-2526 (841 amino acids)
Biological process (GO): intracellular signal transduction; phosphatidic acid biosynthetic process; cell motility
Molecular function (GO): D-type glycerophospholipase activity
Source: RefSeq, a predicted model, not a curated record
AUGCAAGCUCUUCGCGAAAAGCUCAAAGAUUCCAAGCUGCACGAUGCCAAAGUCGAGGCGAUCCACUUGAAGCACAAGAUUGGCAAGCUCAAGAACCUGGUCAACCGGAACCAUCGCCACGACGAGGCGCAUGAACAAGCGACGGACCGCAAGAGAACAGGCAUCUGCGAGUCGCAUCGUUUCGAGUCCUUCUUCCCCGAGCGCGACAACAACCGCAUCAAGUGGUAUGUCGACGGCCGUGACUAUUUCUGGGCCGUUUCGGUGGGCCUCGAAAAUGCCAAAGAGACCAUCUACAUUGCCGACUGGUGGCUCUCGCCCGAACUAUUCUUGCGCCGCCCUCCCUUUUUCAACCAGGAAUGGCGUCUAGAUCAAAUUAUCAAGCGUGCUGCCGAACGUGGGGUGCAAGUCUACGUGAUCGUCUACAAAGAAGUCCAGCAAGCCUUGACCUGUAAUUCCGCGCAUACCAAGCAUGCCUUACGAGCACUUUGUCCUCCGGGCAGCCCUGGCCACGGCAACAUCCACGUCCUGCGCCACCCAGACCACAACGUCUUCGAGAACCUUGGUGACAUGACAUUCUACUGGGCGCAUCAUGAGAAGUUCAUUGUUAUUGACUAUCACCUCGCAUUCAUCGGAGGCCUAGAUCUUUGCUAUGGGAGGUGGGACGUCCGUCAGCACCUCCUGGCGGAUGUCCACCCUUCGGGAGUGGUCAAUGAAAUCUUCCCGGGACAAGACUUCAAUAAUAACAGAAUCAUGGACUUCCAAACAGUGGAGGAUUGGUCGAAUAACGAACUGAACAAGACCGAGUACGGACGGAUGCCGUGGCAUGAUGUCGCAAUGGCGGUGAUUGGCGAAUCUGUAUUAGAUAUUGCCGAACAUUUCGUGCUGAGAUGGAACUUUAUCAAACGAGACAAAUACAAGCGCGACGAGGGUGUCGACUAUCUGUGUAUGACGACUCGGUCGAGGGCAGAUGGCUCUAAUCCAGAUGAAGACCUCAUCGCAAUCCAGAGACCAAAACAUCCCGUGGGGAAGUAUAUCGAACAUCCCCUCAGCCCUCUCGAGGGCAAAGGACUUCAGAACGCCGGCACGGUCCAUGCGCAGGUGGUUCGUAGCAGCGACGACUGGAGCAGUGGUAUCCUCCUCGAUCACAGUAUCCAAACUGCCUAUGCAGAAGUGAUUGAGAGUGCCCAGCACUAUGUCUACAUUGAAAACCAGUUCUUCAUCACGGCCACCGGCGAGCAUCAGGCGCCAAUCCACAACCAGAUCGGCCGAGCCAUAGUCAACGCCUGUGUCCGUGCUGCCAAGGAAGAUCGCAAGUUCAGGGUCAUCAUCCUCAUCCCUGCCAUCCCAGGCUUUGCGGGCGAUCUUCGCAGCGAUGCCGCCAAUGGCACGCGGGCCAUCAUGGAUUACCAGUACAAGAGCAUCAAUCGAGGUGAACACUCGAUCUAUGGCCAGCUCAAAGCCGCUGGGGUGGACCCCACCAAGUACAUCUUUGUUUUCAACCUGCGCGCUUACGACCGCAUUGAUAGGACCCCAUCACUCAUCCAGCAGGAGAAAGAGUCUGGAGUUUCCUAUCAACAGCUCCAGCGCGCCGAAGCAGAGGAGAUCAUGGGCAGUGGCAUCCACGGUUACGAAGGCGAAAAGGGCGAGAAAGACUCUCGUGGGACGGGCGCCCAGACCAGCGAAGAUGAACAACACGCCAUCGUCGACCGGAAGCGUCGAUUCGAGGCCGCACGCAAGAAACUCGACGUUAAAGACCCCGUCACUUCCGCCGAAUCUAUUGCCGAAGACGCCAUGGCUCGUGGCGGGCUCGUCAGUGAAGAAGUGUGGGAAGGCGAGCCGGAGGCUGAAAAGGAGAACUUCGUGCAAGAAGAACUCUAUAUCCACGCCAAACUGCUGAUUGUAGACGACAAGACGGUGAUAUGCGGGUCGAGUAACAUCAACGAUCGCUCCAUGUUGGGUGCGCACGACUCGGAACUUUCGAUCGUCAUGACCGAUACCAAAGUCCUCGAAUCGACCAUGGACGGCAAGCCCUAUCAAGCAGGCUUCCACGCUGCCACCCUCCGCCGCCACAUCUGGCGUGAACACCUGGGUCUGAUCGAGGCGCAGUCUGUUGACGCCUCGAAUGACCCAAACGCUCAACCGCCCACCGUCUGCAUGAACGACGAGUACUCGGGCGAAGAGUGGGAGUUCGUCGCCGACCCCUUGUCCGAUGCUUUGUGGGAAAAAUGGACGACCCAAGCCACGACGAACACGGACAUCUACCGGUACCUGUUCCGCGCCGAUCCCGAUAACCAUAUCAAGACGUGGAAGGACUACGAUGACUUUGCACCCCGCAAGACGAUCAAACAGGGCCACUUGCACGACCCCCAUAUGCCAGCUGAGCUGGUCAGGAAAGAAAUGGACAAGAUCAGGGGACAUCUCGUCUGGAUGCCCUUGGAUUUCCUGUGCGAGGAGGAGAUGGCUGAGCGAAAUAUGCAGGUGAAUUCUUACACCGAGGUGAGUGGUCUAUCAUCACGACCCCAGUAG